GCCACACAACAUUCCUCUGCACCCACCCACAUUCACAGCUUCUGUAAUAACAAAUCAAGUUCAUUAAUUCGUUAUGCCCACUCGUACUUUGCUUUUCUCCUUGCUUGUCUGGCUGCUGCUCUUCCUUGCAGCAACACCUCGACGGAGUCUGACCCUUGCUGCCGGACGAGGCAGCUGGGAACUCCUACAGAAAAGCAUUGGUAUAUCCGCCAUGCACAUGCAACUGCUUUACAAUGAUCGUGUUGUCAUAUUCGAUCGUACUGACUUCGGCAAGUCAGAGCUAGCUUUGCCCCAGGGCAAGUGUCGGACCGACCCCAGUGACACCGUUCUCACGGUCGACUGCACCGCUCAUUCCGCCGAAUACGAUGUUUCGACCAACUCGUUUCGCCCUCUCAUGGUCCAAACUGACGUCUGGUGCUCUUCCGGUGUGGUCGCACCCGACGGGCGUCUCAUCCAGACUGGUGGAUUCAACGACGGUGAACGUUCUGUUAGAAUGUUCACACCGUGCAAUGGUUGUGACUGGGAAGAGAAUAGGUCCGGACUCCUUGCUCGGCGGUGGUACGCAACCAACCAUAUAUUACCAGACGGCCGCUCUAUCGUAAUCGGUGGACGUCGGGAAUUCAAUUAUGAAUUCUACCCAAAAUCCCCGUCGACUAACAAGCUCUUCUCUCUGCCGUUUCUGUGGGAAACUAAUGAUCCGGGGAUAGAGAAUAAUCUCUACCCAUUUGUUCAUCUUAACGUUGACGGUAACUUAUUCAUCUUCUCCAACAACCGAGCGAUUCUACUCGACUAUAACAGGAACAAAGUUGUGAAAACGUUCCCGCAAAUACCUGGGGGUGAUCCGAGGUGCUACCCCAGCACCGGUUCUUCAGUUCUUCUCCCUCUGAAGCACACACAGAGACCAUACAUUGAAGCUGAGGUUCUGGUAUGCGGUGGCGCGCUGAAAGGCUCUUACGCUCAGGCGAAGAGAGGUAACUUCGUUAAAGCUCUCAACACAUGUGGGAGAAUCAAAAUUACUGACCCGAAACCAGCUUGGUUCAUGGAGACAAUGCCCCUACCAAGGGUCAUGGGAGACAUGACAAUACUUCCCAAUGGCCACAUCUUGAUAAUCAAUGGAGCUGCAUCAGGGACUGGUGGGUGGGAAAUGGGCCGGGACCCAGUGUACAGUCCGGUGCUUUACAAACCCGAUUACCCAUCUGGGUCGAGAUUCGAGGUGCAAAACCCCACCAAGAUACCGCGUAUGUACCAUUCCACUGCAAUCUUACUCCGGGAUGGUCGGGUUCUGGUUGGAGGAAACAACCCUCAUGUAUUCUACAAUUUCACAGGCGUCCUUUAUCCAACUGACUUAAGCUUAGAGGCGUUCUCACCGGGUUAUUUGGAUCCGGGCCUUUUGAAUGUACGCCCAAGGAUUAUCUAUCCGUUAUCUCAAGUUAAGCUCAAGUAUGGGCAACGACUGAGAGUUCGGAUCUCUGUUCCGGGCGCAUUUGAUAGCAGCCGGGUGUCGAUAACAAUGGUGGCUCCAUCAUUCACAACCCAUUCAUUCUCCAUGAAUCAAAGGCUACUGGUUCUGGAUGCCGCAAGGGUGACGCCGGUGUCGGGGCCAGUGUAUGACGUCGAGACGUUGAUGCCCAAAUCAGGUUUACUUUCACCUUCGGGCUAUUAUCUUCUGUUUGUGGUUCAUCAGGAAGUUCCGAGCAAGGGAAUUUGGAUUCAAAUUAUGUAAAUGUAGAUAUAUAAUUAAUCUCUGCAUUGUGUUUUCUCACAUGCUUAAAAAGAAAAAGAAAAAGAAAAAGAAAAUAGAUAUAUACUCUGUGGUCGAUGAUGUGAAAAUGCUUAGUAAUUAGGAAGCCGUUAGGGAGCAUUCUAACUUGAUUGCUCUUAUUUUGGCUACUUGUUAUUGGAAUGUAUCAAUGUAAAGCAUAAUAUGUAUUUCUUUCUUUCUUUUCGUUUUUUUUUUUUUUAAGUAAAGCAUAAUAUGUUGUGGGAUUCCUUUCUUCCGCCGUCUAUAUAUAGGCUGUGUUUGGUUGCAGUGCAA
Molecule: messenger RNA, 2035 nt
Organism: Nelumbo nucifera (sacred lotus)
Lineage: Eukaryota; Viridiplantae; Streptophyta; Magnoliopsida; Proteales; Nelumbonaceae
Source: RefSeq, a predicted model, not a curated record